AUGGCGAAGAAAAAGACCCUCAAUCCCACACCAGAGACGAGGAAGUUUCUCACGUUUCCGUGGCACCACAAAGACAUUUUAAAGGCUGUCACACCCAACCUGACCUGCACAUGGGUGCGUAAGGGUAUAAACGACAGAACUGCCGACCGAGAGUACACAACCCACGUGAUGGGCAAUUUCAGGUGCAUCAACACAACCUGCAGUACAAGCGGCUGGAGCAGUAAAAAGGUGGCCAUUCAAAUCAGAGGUUACACAAAGAACGGUUACAAUGCUGUGGUAUUCAAUCAGCGAUGCAAGGAAUGCAAUCAGCUAGGCACGCUGUUCCUGGACAAGGAAUCAUACGUCGAGCGAGUCUCAUAUAGGAUUCAGAAGUGGGCUGGCAUCAAAGUAGAACAGCCGUUUUACGCCUCCAGGGAGGGUUUGCCACACAAACAAGAGCUAUGUGAAGGCUGUAAGAGAGGCGUUUGCCGACAGGCGAACGACUGGGCGUGA
Messenger RNA from Cyphellophora europaea CBS 101466, 492 nucleotides. RefSeq lists its product as uncharacterized. Bases 1 to 492 code for a protein of 163 amino acids. The record is from RefSeq and is a predicted model, not a curated record. The transcript has a single exon. NCBI's taxonomy places the organism in Eukaryota, Fungi, Ascomycota, Eurotiomycetes, Chaetothyriales, Cyphellophoraceae.